Molecule: messenger RNA, 12517 nt
Organism: Dermacentor albipictus
Lineage: Eukaryota; Metazoa; Arthropoda; Arachnida; Ixodida; Ixodidae
Source: RefSeq, a predicted model, not a curated record
CUACUAUUGAGCCGAUCCAAGCCGUGUCAAGCUCAGUUUGCGUACUGCAGUAAUAUGCUGUGAUUGACUUGUUUUUUAGCUGCGAAGUGCAUUUUACAUUUUAACGCGUGCAAAGAGCUGGAUCAGUAUUCCUAAAGCUACGAUAUUGAUUUUUAACCCUGUAAUGCAUAAUUUAGAACGGUCGUUGUGUCAAGGACCUCCGCGCAAAUAGCCGGUACAGCUGCUUCGGAUACCAUCUGUGCCGCCGCUCAUUGACAGCCCGAGGCACUGCUUCAAGCUCACGAUGUGGUUGCGCACGAGGUGUACAGCGAGGAGGCGAUUCGGGUGACACCACCACCGCUGACACCCUUUCUCAACGGCAACCAGGAGGCAGGUGGCAGCGAGGCCGGCGACAUGGAACAGGUCACCCGCGUGCGCCUCGUCCAGUUCCAGAAGAACACUGAUGAGCCAAUGGGCAUCACCCUGAAGCUGGACGAGGACGGACGGUGUAUUGUGGCUCGCAUCAUGCAUGGUGGCAUGAUUCACCGGCAAGCCACUCUACAUGUCGGGGACGAAAUACGUGAAAUCAACGGCAUCAGCGUUGCCAACCAAACUGUGGAGAGUUUGCAGAGAAUGCUCAGGGAUGCACGGGGUAGCGUCACCUUCAAGAUUGUGCCCAGCUACCGCAGUGCCCCGCCACCGUGUGAGUAUUUCAGGAUUAACCCCCCGCCUGUUCUAAUAUACGUUCGUGCCCUAUUCGACUACAACCCUCUGGAUGAUGACCUCAUUCCAUGUGCACAAGCUGGCAUUGCAUUCCAGACAGGGGACAUUCUACAGGUGAUCAGCAAGGACGACCACAACUGGUGGCAGGCCAAGAAAGAGACGGCCGACGGUACGGCCGGGCUCAUUCCCUCGCCCGAACUCCAGGAGUGGCGGAUGGCUUGCAUCGCCAUGGAACACGCGAAGAACGACCAAGGGGUGAACUGCUCCAUCUUCGGCCGCAAGAAGAAACACCUCAAGGACAAGUAUCUGGCCAAGCACAACGCAGCUUUCGACCAGCUGGAUGUUGUCACCUAUGAGGAAGUUGUCCGGCUCCCAUCCUUUCAUCGAAAGACACUUGUCCUGCUGGGAGCCCAUGGUGUCGGCCGAAGACACAUCAAAAACACCCUCAUUGCCAGCUACCCGAACAAAUAUGCAUAUCCCAUUCCACACACGACGCGUCCUCCGCGCAAGGGUGAAGAGAACGGGCGCAGCUACUUCUUUGUGUCGCAUGAGGAGAUGGUGUCGGACAUUGAGUCGCACGAGUACCUGGAGUACGGCACCCACGAGGAUGCCAUGUACGGCACCAAGCUGGACACCAUCCGCAAGAUCCAUGCCCAGGGGAAAGUUGCCAUCCUCGACGUCGAGCCACAGGCACUGAAGAUCCUUCGCACUGGGGAAUAUGCGCCAUAUGUGGUCUUCAUAGCAGCACCUUCCUUAACAUCUAUGCAUGACGUUGAUGGGAGCCUUGAGCGGCUAGCCAAAGAGAGCGACCUCUUGCGCCAGGCGUACGGUCAUUUCUUCGACCUGACAGUGGUGAACAACGACAUCGAGGAGACCAUCCACACGCUGGAGACCACACUGGAGGCCCUGGACAACAGUCCUCAGUGGGUGCCAGUCUCCUGGGUGUACUGACGAGCUGACAAGGGGGGUGCCGACACCCCUCAUGGACUGUUCCACUUCCAGUGAUGCCAUGGCCACUGCAGCUGUGGCCAUCUAUGCCCACAGCCACUGGGGAUCCAAAUCAGCCAGCUGUAUGUCAUUGUGCCACACAGACGGGGACUCGCCCACUCUGCCCGGCGUCAUGAAGACAACAGAAAUAGCGGCGCCAUCUGUGCCACCCUGCUCUGAAAAAAGAGCAGACCGCUGCAACCGGGUUGCAGAAAUGCAAUGCUUUUCCGCACAUUUAUGUGCCAGCUUUUAGAAAUUUUGAUUCGGUGAUUCGAAGCUUAUCCAGAGGGAAGACUGAAACUUGUAAGAUGCAAGUAGACCGUCUUAGUAUUGGCAUAUUAAGGCGCCAGCCCUGAGAUGUUGGCCUUGGUAUUCUAUUAAGCUACAGUCUCUUGGCACAUGAGCUCUCAUUGAGUUAAGAAGAUGCAUCAACAGCGUUUUGCUGAAUCUGCUUUCUUGCUGUCACCAAAAUCUCCCUGUGGACAAGGCCGCUUGAAUCACUCUUUUGCAGUGCAGACUGUGACGGCAUCGCUCAUGCUCGUUUGUUCCUGCUAAAUGUAAGUUUAAUAUUGCCACACCGGCAAUAUUAAGUACAGGAGAACCUUGUUGAUACGAUCCUGUUUCGUAUGAUUACCUGGUGUCAACAUUCACUAUCGAGAAUACAGAAAAUGACUUAGUAUAGUUAUGCUUUAUUUUUGCCGUUUAAUGUGUUCCUGGAAAAUGCAAUCUUUGGCCACCGAUGUUCAGCACAUCACCAAACUGUGAUCAUAGGAUAUGUUUCCCAGAGCUGCUGGAUCCCAUGAGAACAAGCAAAAACGCGAGGCAUGCGCGAUCGAAACCAGUAGGCGCUCGCCGUGGCAGCUUCCCCACAGUGCUUUCCUGCCCGUGUCACGUGAAAAUGCCGGCACGCGCUCAGUUUCCUUUUACAAUAGCAACAAAUCUCUCCUUCGAUAGUUGCACAUCGGAUUCACAGCUAUCACCGCCAACCGUAUUGCGAUAGGCAUCUUCACCUAUCUGUUCCACAGCGCGUGUGGCAUAGUGGCCAUUGGAAGCUUACUGCACGCUUUUAAGAUUUUAAGAGGUGACACUCAAAUGCGCUGCCAGUCCCUAGUAGCAGGCACCUGAAGUGGGCUUCAUGUUUCACUCCAGUGGCAUCGUUAUCCAGCAUUGCCCAUCAGCUUGGUUUUGUUUUGGUUUCCCAUCGCCAUCCUAAAACACUAUGCAAUAGUAAAAUGACAAGACGUGUCGGGGCUCUCUCGGGCCCUACCAGUCCAAUGUGCAUCAGCGUCUCGUGCUGCAAUGUUUCACAUGACGUAGAUGUCAACUACAAUUGAGUCUGCCAAAUUUGUUAGUGACUUUGGAUAGUACGUUUCUCUGGUUAGUGCGUUCCCUUCUCACGGUUUUUAGUGCAAUGUACAAAUGAGAUUAUACUGUACUCUUAUUAUCAGAUCGGUUGUCGUGCAAUUUGUGCACGUCCAAGUGUCAGCCAGAUUCCCUUCAUGAAUGCAGAUUAAGUCAUCUGAUAACAUAAACGCUAGUGCGUUGGUUCGAACCAGGCCACGGCAGCAGCAUUUUGUAAAAGCAGCCACUCGUACUUAGAUUUAGGUUGUGUGUUAAAGAAACCGAGGUAGUCAGAAUUAUUCCGGAGUACUCUGCAAUAGUACCUUUCAUUGCCCCACUUUUGCUUUGGAAUGUAAGAAGUUAUAAGCUAUGAAUCUUGAAUCGGUCACAAAUUGUGCAUUAAAAGUUCUGCUGUGACAUUUAGGCCCAAAUUAACUUCUGCUUACAAGUAAUAUUUUAGCUGCAGAAAAAUUAAGGGGGCGAGGCUCUGAUCAAUAAACUGCACUUUUACUUCUUACAUGUUGAUGCAUGAUUACUGAAUUUUGAUUGUUCCCAUUUCCGGGAAUCUCGCUUUUUAGUUGGGGUUUUUUUGCAAUCAUUUUUUGCUUUUGCCCUUAGGAGGCAGUUCAAUUCAUCCUCCGUUGGCAGCCAAGACAGUAUAAGCAAAGGUAUUUCAUUUUAACGCGCAAUUGAUUUAUGUCCUUUAGCACUUCGUUGUUACAGUAAAGCUGUAUAUGGCUAGCUGAUUCGUCCGUCCAUCCGUAUGUUGCUUGCACGCCAAAAACUCAUCCGGCGCAACCCCAUGUGCAUGCACGAAAAAAAAAAAGUAGUAAGAGAGGCGCGUGAUUGGCUGUGCCAGUAGUGAUGUCCUUGCUCCCUGUCAAAGGGGAGUGCGCUCGCAGCAGUUUCUCUCCGGCUCCAAAAUCGGUAGGCCACAUGUCAUAUGUAUUUCUGAGGAGCAGGCAGCUUUCGAUCAGCAGAACCGGGAAUGAGCUCGUCUACACCGUGCCGAUGCUACAGCCCGGGCUCAAGAACAGGCUCCUGCAGCUGAGCGCAAGCAGCAACUGCAUACCGAGGAUCUGGCAGCCUACCAAGCCGCCAUUUAAUUAAUCAUCGAAAUUAACUCAAUGAUAAGCACCAAGGCUGCACAUUUCAGCUUCGUUGGUUAACCAUCUGUACGGAGUGCUUGGGCGAGGAUUUUUUUUAAUACAUGCUUUCCUAUAUAUAUUUUGCCCUAUGCAGAUAUCUCAACUCUUUAUUUUUUUCUAUCUCUUGGAUAUACUGUCAUCAUUGUUGACAUGUGAUAGAAAAAAAAAAGCUAUUUAUUUUGCAGUCUUAUGUAAUUUCCUAGGUAGAUUUGCUUUUGAAAUGCAAGUGCAAAAUGUUUGUGAAGGUUACAUUGGCAUUUAGUGCUAGUCAUUCAGGCUUUGUCACUUAAGCUGUAGCACUCUUGUAUUCAAUAAUUUAAUGGACAUAUAUACUGGAGUAUGUUAUGUAGACUGGUGGGGUAUUCUGUUCAUUUCUUUGGCAGGAGGAGGUCAGCUUAGUGGAAGAAUUAGUGGAGAAAUUGGACAAAUGUUGAAUUUCGUGUCAUUUUGAUUGGCUACUUGGGCCAUUACCACUGUGAGCAGCAGUUAUAAGCUAAGAAACAGGCUGAUUAUGUUUGUUCGUUUAACAUGGUUUGGUCCAGCAACUGUGCAUAAGAAAAAUGAGAUAUCCAAUCUUUUGGGUACCGCUGUAACAAUCUCGGCAUCAAUUGCUUGCCUCUUGGGACCUCGAUAACAGAGCACCUGUUUGGAGAACUUAUCAAUGCAUAAAAACACUUCCAAGAUAGUCAGUGCUCAACAGCCAACUCUCAGUGAUUUCGCUUUUCAAAUGUGUCAUGUUCCCUGUCCAUCGUUUUUGCCAAAUAGAUUUCACAGCUUUUCAUAAAUUGGCGACAGUAAAACAAAACAGUGCCAUCAAGCAAAUCAAAUGGCCACUGUAGCCUGAGGGCAUCUUAAGGACUGCUUUACUGUUCCAAAUCGGAUAUUUCAGAUGGCAUCUAGCUUUGCCGUCCUCGAUCAUGCAUUCUUCACUUUUCUAUGUACAGUGAAGCACCACUUGACUGAAGGCCACGUUACCAAACUCUCGGAACUGUGAACGGCGUCACCAUCCCCCCAUGCUGAUGGCAUGCUCACAUACUGACAUCUCGCAUGAACAAAUUUCUACAGCUUCGUGAGAAUCCCUUGAGGUUCGCCGCAGUAAAGCUCUUCUGCUUGCAUAAAGACUAGAGGUUGACAGGAGAUCAAUUAAUGCAUGUUUUCAAAGCACACACAAUAUUUUGAAUUAUGCUGCAUUAAGCAGACUAGCAUGGCAAUACAAGUUAAUCAGAUGUUUUAUGUUGCAGGAUGCUAGUCAGUGAGGUAUUCUUUCUUUCUUUUUUAAUUGUGCGUCUUCUUUUUCUUUUCCCCUCAAGCGUCUCAAAUGCUAGCUCCACACUAUUCUCUGUUGCCGAAAGCAUCUCGCCUCGAGUGGCAUCACGAGUGUGUCAAAGCAUUGCAUUUCUGCUGCCUCUGUGUGCACGGAAAUAAUUCAUUGACUGCGCACUGCAAUACGAAGAACAACUGUUGUGCAACGACAUCGGUUCCCCACAACCGCGACCACCAGAGUGCCUCUGUAUGUUUCUAAGUGACUUUGUGGACUUCUUUAUCAAAACGGGAUCAGAGGGCAUGAGUGACUGCCUGCUCACCGAUCCCGCAACGCCUUGCUUGCUCAGGCCAGAGGGGCAUCCCGGCAGUGAACUGGCCAAAGUUAUGGAAAUCAAGGAAUGCAGUGUAGCAGUACAUUGUACAAACUGUGCACUGCUCCAUGGCAUCGCCCAUCUACUCGUCAUUAUUUUUGUUGCUUACCAAAAGGAGCAUGGAUGGAAUGAGCUUCUCCUUUCCUUUUUUUUUUCUUUACCAGAGUAUGUUUAUUGCCGGUGUUGUCAUUAUUAGAAAUGGAUGAGCCAGUUUCUCAUUCCAGAAAGUUAGCUUUCACUCAGGAAUCAUGUCAUCCUUUUCGCGCAUCAUUUAUACACUGCGCGAACUGUUGGAAAACAUGUUUCAUGUGUUAAUGACUGCUACUGCAACAGCCUGCUUCACCCAAAAUGACCGGAGUGGCAAGCUUAGCUCAGUCCUUGUGCAAUAUAGUAUGAAAGGUCUUCACAAAGGGUAGCUUUCCUGGCAUUCCAGAAUGUGAUGGAGUUAGCGUGUGGCAAUUGUUUAGCAUCAAGGUGGCAGCCUUAGUUGGAUGACUUGGGUUUCUGUAUUUUUGUAUUGCUUGUGCCAGAAGUACUCAAGAAGUACAAAGUGGGGGUUGUGGGUUACAUGCACCCACUAUAGUGGUUUAAUGGCUUUGGCAUUCUUCAGCCAAGCACAGUGUUGUGGGUUCGAUUCAUAGCUGCCAAGGCCACACACACCAAUGGGGAGACAAUGUGCGUGCACUCAUGUACCAAACUUCGAGCAUGCGUUAAAGAAUCCCAGAUGCUCAAAGUUAAUCCUGCACCUUCCUCUUACAGUACCACUCAUGAACUCUUGUGUUGCUUAGGAAUUUUAAAUCUCAUGAGUCAGUCAAUCAACCAUUAAGAUUUUACCUGUUGUGGAAUGGUGUUCGUGGCCAUAGUAACAUUCAGCCAUGAACGUGAACUUGCUGUAGCCCUUUUGGAAGAAGGCCAUCAACUGUCGGAUAGUUGGUUUCACCUUAUCAUUUUAUACAGAUGUGACAGAGCUGCUGGCCUCAUCUGCAGAAUUCACUCCUUUCCUUUAGUUACCUGGGAGCGCUGCCACUUUUUUUUUCUCCCACUUUGAGUGAAGCAGGCUGAUGCCCACAGAAGGAGAAGCGUGUGCUUGCUGUGCCGGUGCAUGAAAUCUUGAUAUUGUCUAUAGCAUUAGCAUCUUUUUAUACAGAACUGUACACUUCUGGUGCGGCAGCAAAACUUCUUUGCUGUAGACCUGUCAAAAUUCUGCACACGGGCCCAGCACUGCGUCAGCGAGUGAAGUGCAGUUCUUGUUCCAAACUCGUGUAGGUUUAAUGACACAAUACACAUACUACUGUUGUUUGUUGCGAUACUGUUGCGUAGGUGUAGCAGAAAAAAAAAACAAGAAAGAGAGAGAGAAGAGGUGGUUCACAUGAUUCACCUUCUGCUGCUUUUAAAGAAUCGAAAAUGUCACUGCUACAUAUCAAACGGUAGCCAACGUGCGAUGAUCUCUUAUGACUUCACUGUUGCAGCUGUUGUUUAUUGCGUUACACUGAUAUGAUGGGUCUUCAAUGUGACCCCUUGUGGACCUUAGAAUUGCAGCCUCCUUGAAGCGCAUAGUACGUGUUAUUGGCUUUUGAGGCACUGCAAAGUAUCGAAGUGUAGCAUAAUGUCAGUUUCUUUUUUACUAUUAUUGCAAGCUGAUGAGGCCCUUAAGAGCCCCAUUUUAUUGUUAUAACUGAGCAGCAUUUUACUGAAUGUUACAGCAGCGUUAUAUCACCUAUUCAUUUGCCUUCUGUAGCUUGCUAUUUGCUGGCAUCAUAAUGUGCAGCUAGUGUAUGCUUGCCAUUUGUGUUUGUCUUACUUCGUUUUACCUUUUUUUAUCAACCUGAGUUAUACAUAUAGUGCAUUGCAUAUUUCACGCAAUUUCAUACCAUCACCAGCAUACUUGCGGAGACAUGUAAAUUUCACAUAGUUACGUGCAAUGACUUUUGUCAACAAUUGUGUUAAAUUUGCUUGUUCUUCUCAUUCAUUGCAUUCCUUUUUUUUUCUUUGCUUGUAUGGCAAUGCCUGCAUGCUCUUACUACAGCCACGUGAUUGGUCAAUUAACCUUCUAGUAAUUCCAUUGCAUAAUUUAUUUGCAAAUUAUUAUUGAGUCAGACAAGUUCUGAAAGCUUGUCUGAAGGUAGCCUGCAUGUUCAAGUAGCUGACCUCAUUGUGCAGAGGGAAUUGAGUAAACUUCAUUUGCUGGCAGUAAGCCAGAUAAGUUAUUCACAAAAAUCACGAAGUUAGUGACAAAGUCACAUUACUAAAUAACAAAAUAUAACAGUGCAGUAACAGUGCAGCUGAGUGACUAUAAACAAGCAAAAUAAGCUUCUUUACUGCUGGAGUGAUUGAAUGUGUUUCUUCACCCCAGCCACCUUAACCUGUGACUGUCUCGGAUGACUUCACUUGCAUAGUGUGGACAUCCUGGGUAAACUAUUGGAUAAGAAAGUAGUAGUUCUUAUUUUAUUUUUUUCAUUCUCUUGAAGAUUAUGCAUGUAAGUAAACAAAACUGAUGAGCUGAUUUGUUAACUGGUGGCUUACGGUAGCUGUUUCUAAUUGGCACCAAGCCCUUGUUCGUGCACAAAUAUGCUUGCCUAUCAAAAGCAUGUGUCAUGUCCUCUUACGCCACUAUGUCAUGAUCCUCCUGUGUUAUAGCAAAUGACUUUGGAGUAGGAAGAGAUUACAAUCAUGCAAAAUUACUUCUGCAAGGCACUUGAAAUUCAACAUUUGUAAAACACUUGCAAUACGCUUGCAGGCGUGUAACAUAACUUGGCCACCGCACAGUCUCGUUAAUCAACGGCUACGUCUUCUGCUUUCUUCAGCAGCUUUGUCAUGGUCAAAUUGGGACGUUUUUCCUGCUCUUGUGUGUUAUGCCUCUCACAAUUUGUGUCUUGAGUCCACUCUACCGUCAGCCAUGCUCAGAUGGCAUGUUCAGAUGUUGUUUUCAGCAAUCAGGGGCAUUAUGUGCAAGUGUUGAGGUCCACACCCUGUGAUAAGUGUGGGGCCUGUUGUUGCACGAAGAGUGCAGAAGUGCAGUCGUCUUGCCAGAGCACCCAGUUUGGAAUGCACAGGUGCUCGUGGAAGUCUUGUGAACGUGGGAGCCACGAAACAGCUGAAUUUCCUUGGUGCACUCACUUGUGUGACCAUAGCUUCCUGUAUUGCAAAAGUGAUACAGGAAAAAAGUUGGUAGUGCACUGUUCCAUUGCUUUCUCAGAUAUUUUGCACGCAUUAUUGCUAGAAAGCACACAACUUUCAACAUCUGCUGUCUGCCUGCUCAUAAGAGCAGUGCAUAAGCCAAUUAAAGAAGUGUGUACUUUUGACUGCCAUGUGGGAAACUGGGGCCGUGCAUUUGACGCAACUGAGUGAUAGAAAGGUAAGGACGGAGAGCUGCAACAGUGCACACUAUGCAGCAUGCCCAGACUAGGGGGAAAAUUCAGUUCGGCAAUGGCUUACAUGUUCCAAGAACUUUUGGAAGCAUCUGCAAACAAGUUCGCAUGGUACGAACAUGUGGGGUCUGGCAGCCUCACAUGCUUUUCGGUUUUACCUGCAGGUCACAAAGUAAACUUGGUCGCUGCACUUGCCGUUUGUGCCAAACAAGAGAUACCACUUUGCUAACGCAUGAGUAGCUAAUCUACACAUUGCAGCUAUGCAUGCUGUUUACUUUCAGAGUGUUGAUAGAGUGGCAGCAAAUAGUUGCAAGAUAUGUUGUCACUUGGUACCGGGUGACCGUUGGAAGGCUGUUUCCUUAAAAAUCAGCAUUCAAGUGAAAAUUUAAUUUUUUUUCUGUGUCUGCUUUCUAAAAGGCAUGAAAACUUUCAGAUAGGGAAUUUUAGUUAUAGGGUUGUCUUUGCACAGAAACACUUCGAAGCAUAAAGCGAUAUACUUUCAUCAUCACAUAACAAAAGGAAAAUUAAAUUGGCAUGACAAACUAAGAAAGCUGGCAGCAACCAUGACUACCGGCACAACAAAGAUGAAUGAAAAUGUGUUUGUCUGUGUGAUACUAGUAAGUGUGAAAAAUGAGAUUUGUUGGGACAGUAGGCUUUGCAAUGUCGGCCAUAACACAAACAUAGUUUGGCUUACUUCUUUGUACUUGAAGCCAUGAUGUUUGCAGCAACGCAACAGUGUCCUGUUAUUCUUCUACAUGGAGGCUUCUGCUUAUAUAUAGGGUGUCCCAUGUAACUCGAGCCCAGCUUUAAAGAUGUGCAAAUGCCAUAUAGCUGGACAGAACCAAAGUGAUGUUGUAAUGAUGUUUACCAUCACUUGGAGAUACUGAGAUUAUUUUUUAAAAUACUGCUUAAUUACAUAAUUAUUCCCAAGUAAUUAGUCAACUCCUCAUAUAAUUAGAAUAAAAGUGUCAAUGAGAAAAUUUCAGAGCAAUAUCAAAAACCCCUGAUACAGCUUUCUCUUGCCCAAUACAUGGUACAUAAAAGUGUUUUUCCAAGCAUGAAAGAAGCCACCAAAUACACGAAAAAUUGCCAUGUCACUGUCUGCUCGAAGAACUUUGCGUAUAUACGCAAGCUGCUCUCAUGCUUGGAAAAACACUCUUGUGUAGCACGUAUUGAGCAGCAUAAAACUUUAGUGAGAGAUGUUGUGUUGCUCUACAAUUUUCUCAGUGACGCUUUUCAUCUAAUUAUAAUAUUUGAGAAGUCUUAAUUAAGACUAAUUAUGUAAUUAGGCAGAAUGAAAAAAAAAUAAUUGAGCAUCUCCAAGCGAUGACAAGCAACAUUACCUUGGUUCUGUCCAUCUAUAUGGCAUUUACAUAUCUUUAAAGCUUGGUUCAAGUAACGUGGGACACCCAGUAUAUAUUUAAAUUCGGAGUUUUCGUUAAUCUUAAAUACUUCCCCUUUGUGGCCAGCAAGACGUUAUGAAACAUCUUAUUUUACACGUCAAGUGUCUCCUACAUGCAUUGUUGAAGUUCUGUUAAUCACCUCAAUGGUUUUUACUGUGUUCUUUUUUUACCACAGAUAGUUAUACCAUAAUGUUGUGGCUUUGUUGCACUUCGGCCAAAGCAGUGUUGUCUGUCUAGCAUUUGCAUGUUGUGGGAAGGAGGCCAAAAGCUGUAUUCUGGAAGGGCCACUUUCAUGCGAUACAGUGGAAGCUCACCCAUAUGUUUCCAGCAUGUUCUCGGUGUAGGACAGAUUAAACUCGCCCCACUCUGAUCACACGAUUCAGGUCGUAACUUUUCCCAUAUAAUGUGCUUUCCUAAGUGCAUUAUUCCCUUUUCUUUUUUUCUCAAGACAUAUCGAUAAGGUUCCAUCAGACAUGUUUUAUGCAAUGUGACACACAGCAUGGGCAACUGCAAAGGGCAGCAAUUGUGAAAUAAUUUCUUCUGCAUAUUUUGUGAAUGGCGCUGGGUAAAUCAUCACUACGCCAGUCGUCGUAACAUGCACGGCAGGGUAAAGGCCUCUCCCAAAAAUCGCCAAAACACUUCUUGCCUAUAUCAAUGAAAUACACCCUAAGCCUGCGAAUUUCCUAGUAUCAUCAGACAGUAAUUGUCUGCCACCUUCAAGUGUGUUUUCCGUUCUGUCACGCUAACAAACUGCCUGUUGUCUCUUCUACACAUCACAUAACCUCUAAGUCUCUUAUUGAUCUUAGCCUCCGUUAUUCAAUCUCCUAUUUACACUGCCGUCUUUCUCUCAACAUUGCACCUGCCAUUUACAUUUUUACUCACCGGACUAAUAUGCGCUACAUGAAAUCGAUGCAGACAGGAAGUAUGCUCGCCCACAAAUUGCUUUCAUCCCAGUCUCUUCCUCUGGACCAAGUAAGUAGUUGGCAAGCACCAAGACUGAUGUUGCAGAAAGUGGUCAUUUCGGAGAACAGCUUUAGCCACUCUUGAAUGCUCCGAAGAAGUUACCAGUUACUGGGAUCUCUAGCAGCUUUAUUGGGCUGUUUAGGACUGAGGCGUUCUGCAAUGUGUGUAAGCAGUUAUGGGCUUUUGUGGUGUUCACAAUGUCACGUUAGCUUGCUUCCCUUGUUUGCUGGUGGGGACGCUACGCAACUGCUGGUUUUUAUUGCUUGUUCUUCAUAUGCGCAGGAAGAGUGCGCAGCUUUUGCAAGACCUGCCUAGAAAAACUGAAGGGCAGUCUCAUUGUAACAUGGCUUAUUAGAAUGUUCACCAUGCAUUUCACAUCACAUUCCUCUUCGUGUACAUUGGUGCAAUGAGUAGUGCUAAGACUUCAGCUGAGCAUGAGUUCUGUGGAGGCUGUGAAUGACGCACUGAAAUACAUAAUUUCUUUCCACUCAUUUCAGCCAAGCAUCCACGCUGAGGCAAAAAUGUUGUGCAGAAUUUUAUGUUUUCUUGAAUGUGCUAGCUGGAUGAUGCUUAUUUCUUAACAUUUGGGUAGUAUACAUGUUUAGGUCGUUUUGCUACAAUGUUCCUUUCCUUUUUUUUCGUGUAAACAUGCAAUGAUUGUUAAAAGCAUGCACAUUCCUGCAAAAGAACUUUACCGAUUCCCUCGAUUUUACUUGAAUGAAAAAGAAAACAGAAAAGAGCAGGUACAUACUGGUACGAACAAUUGAAGGUUUACGUGACUAGUCAUAAUUCAUCACUCAUCCACAAUAAAAGGCAGUGCUCACAAGGACUCCAAUAAAAAAAUAAAAUAAAUGAAGCUGCCUUUUACGUCACAUGUGUGAUACACUACAUAUACUACAUAUGACCUAAUCUACAGGGUUUACAUAGUUUAGAGAAUUCAUGGGUUAUUAAAUAAAGUAAAUACAACUGUG